This is a messenger RNA of Rhizophagus irregularis DAOM 181602=DAOM 197198, 505 nucleotides long. RefSeq lists its product as uncharacterized. The record is from RefSeq and is a predicted model, not a curated record. NCBI's taxonomy places the organism in Eukaryota, Fungi, Glomeromycota, Glomeromycetes, Glomerales, Glomeraceae.
AAUUGAUGAUUUGUUGAUUUAUUCUCUGCAUGGAUAGUGAAUUAUUGGUCAUUAAUAAGGAAAUUAAGCCACCAUCUUUUAAUUCUCGAGCUUACAAAAAUUAAGAUGCCAAGACCGCAAUCCACACAAAUUAUUGUUGGUCCUUCAGGUAGAGGGCCUUCUGGAAGUUCAAGCAAUGGUGGUGGAAAUUUUUUUACUCGAUUUCUCCGAGAAGAAAUUUUUGCUCAAGAUAAACGACCGGGAAACAUUGAUAUCUUGAUUUCUACCGGAUUAUUUGCCGCAACCAUUGCUUUUUUGCAGAAUUAUGGUGUAGAAUUGUUGUCCAUAUAAAAAAAUUCCUUUGGAACUUUAGAUGCUAGAAUAAAAUUACAAGCGUAUGUUUGGCAUAUUUUUUUUUUGAUAUCGCUUAAUUUUGAAGUUAACGCAAAAAACGCUUCCUUUUCUUCUUAGAAAAAGGAAUAAAUUAAUAUUUUUUAAUAUAGGCUAUUUUUAUACAAGAAGAUGC